AAGCCUCUCACCUCUCUUCAAGCUUCCUAGUAGUCUUCUUCCGACUCUGUCUCUUCCUCUCUCUCUUGAGACAUGGAGGCUGAACAGCGUGAUGGGUUCACUCUCACCUUGCCCCUCUUGCAUGAUGAUCAGAAUCACAACAAAGUGGAGGACAUUGAGUCCAACGGUGGAAAGCAAGAUGUGGGCUCUACCUCUUUCUUCAAGACCUGUUUCAAUGGACUCAAUGCUUUAUCAGGAGUUGGGAUCCUUUCCAUACCAUAUGCCCUUUCAUCGGGAGGGUGGUUGAGCUUGGUUCUUCUACUUGUUAUCGCCACUGCAACUUUCUACACAGGCUUGCUACUCAGAAGAUGUAUGGAUGCCCAUCCAAAUAUCCGAACUUACCCUGAUGUUGGCGAGAGAGCAUUUGGGAAGAUGGGAAGAUUACUGGUAUCUGUUUUCAUGUAUACCGAGCUCUACUUGGUUGCAACAGGCUUUCUAAUCCUCGAAGGGGAUAAUCUACAUAAUCUGUUUCCCAACAUGGGGCUUGAGAUUUGGGGAUUAAUGAUUGAUGGGAGACAAAGCUUCAUAAUCAUUGUGGGCCUUGUUAUUUUGCCUUCUGUCUGGGUGAACAACCUCAAUAUUCUUUCUUAUAUAUCAGCCAGCGGUGUUUUAGCUUGUAUCAUCAUUCUUGGCUCAAUUCUAUGGACCGGGGCCUUUGAUGGAGUUGGAUUUGAUGAGAAGGGAACAAGUCUAAAUUGGCAGGGAAUCCCCACUGCUGUUAGCUUAUAUGCCUUCUGUUAUUGUGCUCAUCCGGUCUUCCCCACCUUGUACACUUCUAUGAGGAAGAAGCAUCAAUUUUCUAAUGUCCUCCUUGUAUGCUUCAUCUUCUGCACCAUCACUUAUGCAGCAAUGGCAAUUUUAGGGUACCUGAUGUUUGGUUCAAAUGUUCAAUCACAAAUAACCUUGAACCUUCCAAUUGAGAAGCUUAGCUCAAGGAUCGCCAUAUACACUACUCUGGUCAAUCCCAUAUCCAAAUAUGCAUUGAUGGUUACACCAAUUGUGAAUGCUACUGAAAAUUGGCUCCCAUACUACUACAGGAAAAGACCAUUUAGCCUUAUAAUCAGAACCACCUUGGUAGUCAGCACCAUCAUUGUAGCUCUGACAGUGCCAUUUUUUGGGUCUCUCAUGUCACUGGUGGGAGCUUUUUUAAGUGUCACAGCUUCAAUCUUGUUGCCAUGCUUAUGCUAUUUGAAGAUUUCAGGCAUUUACCACAAAUUUGGAGUCGAACUAGUGAUUAUAAUUGGGGUUGUGUUAAUGGGUAUUUCAGCUGCCAUCAUGGGUACCUACACAUCUAUAGUAGAAAUAAUAGGCCAGUUAUGAGUGUAUAUUAUUUUGUAUUGACAAUAAAAAUUUUGUAAUCCAAUGGAUUUAUUAAUCAAAAAAUAGUUUGCCUCCCUA
Messenger RNA from Vitis riparia (riverbank grape), 1437 nucleotides. Its product is annotated as amino acid transporter AVT1I-like. The coding region runs from base 73 to 1359 and encodes 428 amino acids. The transcript has 3 exons. The record is from RefSeq and is a predicted model, not a curated record. NCBI's taxonomy places the organism in Eukaryota, Viridiplantae, Streptophyta, Magnoliopsida, Vitales, Vitaceae. Gene Ontology annotation, cellular component: plasma membrane.